CAUACUAGACCACAUAGUUGUAGUGGAUGUGCAGGUGACCUAAUUAAACAUAUGAAGAUUCAUAGUGACAAGAACCAAUAUUGCUGUUCAAUAUGUGGUAAAUGUUUUAAGAUGAAAAACAAUUUAACAAUUCACGUGAAAACACAUACUGAGGAAAAAACACACGGAUGUCCUACAUGUGGUAAAAACUUAAUAGAUAAAGGAAAUCUUACAAAACACAACAGAAUUCAUAGUGUUGAGAAAAAAUAUCGUUGUGAAAUAUCCAUCAAUUUGAAGGAACACAUGGAAACACAUACUGGUUUAUAUGAUAAACCACGUGCACAUGAAUGUGAUAUAUGUGGUAAAAGAUUCAGGAAGAAUAAUUGUCUCACAAUUCAUAUGAGGACCCAUACUGACGAGAAGCCCUUCAAAUACAUGGUGUGUGGUAAGGCGUUUAGACAAAGCAGUAACCUGAACACACACUUGAAAAUUCAUACGGGCAAUAAAAAUCAUAAUUGCGAUGUGUGCGAUAAAACAUAUAAUUCUCCGGGAGAAUUGACUUCUCAUAUGAGAAUACAUACUGGUGAGAAACCCUAUACUUGUGAUACAUGUGGUAAAGGUUUUACUCAUAAAAAUCGCCUGACUAAACAUGUGGGCAGACAUCCAGAUUAUAAGGCUUUUGAUUGUGAAACUUGUGGUAAAAGUUUUAGAUUAAAAAAUAAUUUUGUAAGUCACAUGAGAAUACACACAGGUGAAAAACCGUAUAAAUGUACCAAAUGUGGUAAAAGCUUUGCUGAAAAUGGGUCUUUAACAAUACAUACGAGAACACAUACGGGUGAAACUCCAUACAAAUGUGAUAUAUGUGACAAAAAGUUUUCCGUCUUAAGUAAUUUACAAAGACACAUUAAAAAGACACACAAUGGUGAUAGGCCCUUUCGGAGACAAAGCUCAGUUACAAAGACACAUGAGAUCACACACUGGUGAAAGGCCCUAUGGGUGCGAUACGUGUGGUAAGAGAUAUGCAGAUUCUGGUGGAUUGAAGUGAACACAU
Molecule: messenger RNA, 1030 nt
Organism: Mytilus californianus (California mussel)
Lineage: Eukaryota; Metazoa; Mollusca; Bivalvia; Mytilida; Mytilidae
Product: zinc finger protein 37 homolog
Exons: 1
Coding region: 52-963 (303 amino acids)
Source: RefSeq, a predicted model, not a curated record